Messenger RNA from Caenorhabditis remanei, 774 nucleotides. RefSeq lists its product as uncharacterized. Gene Ontology annotation, molecular function: structural constituent of ribosome. The transcript is spliced from 3 exons. The record is from RefSeq and is a predicted model, not a curated record. Gene Ontology annotation, cellular component: ribosome; cytosol. NCBI's taxonomy places the organism in Eukaryota, Metazoa, Nematoda, Chromadorea, Rhabditida, Rhabditidae. Bases 1 to 774 code for a protein of 257 amino acids. Gene Ontology annotation, biological process: translation.
AUGGCGGUCGGAAAGAAUAAUAACAAGAUGGGAAAGAAGGGAGGUAAGAAGAAGGCCGUGGACCCAUUCUCCCGCAAGGAAUGGUAUGACAUCAAGGCCCCAAACAUGUUCAACACCCGUCAAGUCGGAAAGACCCUCAUCAACAGAACCCAAGGAACCAAGAUCGCUUCUGAGGGACUUAAGGGGCGUGUGUUUGAGGUCUCCCUCGGAGAUUUGAACAACUCUGAAGCCGACUUCAGAAAGUUCAAGCUCAUUGCUGAGGAUGUCCAAGGAAAGAACGUUCUCACUAACUUCCACGCUAUGUCGAUGACUCACGACAAGUUGUGCUCCAUCGUCAAGAAGUGGCACACUCUUAUCGAGGCUAACACCGCCGUCAAGACUACCGAUGGAUACACCCUCCGUGUUUUCGUUAUCGCCUUCACCAAGAAGUCCGCCAACCAAGUUAAGAAGACUUCUUACACCAAGACUUCCAAGAUCCGCAAGAUCCGUUCAGAGAUGAUCUCUUGCAUCGAGAAAGAGGUGACUGGAUGUGACCUUAAAGAGGUCGUUAGCAAACUCAUCCCAGACUCUAUUGGAAAGGACAUUGAGAAGACCUGCUCCAAGCUUUACCCACUCCAGGAAGUGUACAUCCGUAAGGUCAAGAUCAUCAAGAGACCGAAGAUCGACCUAGGAAGACUCCACGACUUGCACGGAGAAUCUAUGACUGUUGGAGCCGACGGUGAGAAGGUUGAUCGUCCAGACGACUACGAGCCACCAGUCCAACAAGAAGUCUAA